AACAAAAGGGUGAUGGGAUUAUUUUACUGCAUGCACUGCUGAGCACUGCACUUUGACUAUGGAAACAGAGGCUAUUGAUGGCUAUAUACCGUGUGACAAUGAGCUUUCACCUGAAAGGGAGCACUCCAAUGUGGCAAUUGACCUCACCUCAAGCACACCCAAUGGACAGCAUGCCUCACCAGGUCACAUGACAAGCACAAAUUCAGUAAAGCUAGAAAUGCAGAGUGAUGAAGAGUGUGACAGGAAACCCCUGAGCUGUGAAGAUGAGAUCAGGGGCCAUGAUGAAGGUAGCGGCCUAGAAGAACCCCUAAUUGAGAGCAGCGAGGUGGCCGACAACAGGAAAGUCCAGGAGCUUCAAGGCGAGGGAGGAAUCCGGCUUCCGAAUGGUAAACUGAAAUGUGACGUCUGUGGCAUGGUUUGCAUUGGGCCCAAUGUGCUUAUGGUACAUAAAAGGAGUCACACUGGUGAACGUCCCUUCCACUGUAACCAGUGUGGAGCCUCUUUUACUCAGAAGGGCAACCUUUUGAGACACAUAAAGUUACACUCUGGAGAGAAGCCGUUCAAAUGUCCUUUUUGUAGCUAUGCCUGUAGAAGAAGGGACGCCCUCACAGGACACCUCAGGACCCACUCUGUGGGUAAACCUCACAAGUGCAACUACUGUGGACGAAGCUACAAGCAGCGCAGUUCACUGGAGGAGCACAAGGAACGCUGCCACAACUAUCUCCAGAAUGUCGGCAUGGAGGCCGCGGGGCAGGUCAUGAGUCACCAUGUACCUCCUAUGGAAGAUUGUAAGGAACAAGAGCCUAUCAUGGACAACAAUAUUUCUCUGGUGCCUUUUGAGAGACCUGCUGUCAUAGAGAAGCUCACAGGGAAUAUGGGAAAACGUAAAAGCUCCACUCCACAAAAGUUUGUGGGGGAAAAGCUCAUGCGAUUCAGCUACCCAGACAUUCACUUUGAUAUGAACUUAACAUAUGAGAAGGAGGCUGAGCUAAUGCAGUCUCAUAUGAUGGACCAAGCCAUCAACAAUGCAAUCACCUACCUUGGAGCUGAGGCCCUUCACCCACUGAUGCAGCACCCGCCGAGCACAAUCGCUGAGGUGGCCCCAGUUAUAAGCUCAGCUUAUUCUCAGGUCUAUCAUCCAAAUAGGAUCGAAAGACCCAUUAGCAGGGAAACCUCCGAUAGUCAUGAAAACAACAUGGAUGGUCCUCUCUCCCUCAUCAGACCAAAGAGUCGACCCCAGGAAAGAGAGGCCUCCCCCAGCAACAGCUGCCUGGAUUCUACGGACUCAGAAAGCAGCCACGAUGACCACCAGUCCUACCAAGGAAACCCUGCCUUAAAUCCCAAGAGGAAACAAAGCCCAGCUUACAUGAAGGAAGAUGUCAAGGCUUUAGAUACCAAGGCUCCUAAGGGCUCUCUGAAGGACAUCUACAAGGUCUUCAAUGGGGAAGGAGAACAGAUUAGGGCCUUCAAAUGUGAGCACUGCCGAGUCCUUUUCCUAGACCAUGUCAUGUACACCAUUCACAUGGGUUGCCAUGGCUACCGGGACCCACUGGAAUGCAACAUCUGUGGCUACAGAAGCCAGGACCGUUACGAGUUUUCAUCACACAUCGUUCGAGGGGAGCACACAUUCCACUAGGCCUUUUCAUUCCAAAGGGGACCCCUAUGAAGUAACAAACUGCACAUGAAGAAAUACUGCACUUACAAUCCCACCUUCCCUCAGAUGUUGACAUAUCUUUUUUUUUUUUAAAUAUUAUUACUGUCAUUAAUUCUUACUUUGUGGACGCAGUGUCGUUUGCUCUGCCUAAUUACAAUAAGGAAGAAACAGAGGAGAGAAGGGACAAGGGAUAUUGUUUCUUGAUAACUUGGCUUGUUUAUUUUGUGGGAAUUUAAGAGCAGUUCCAUUUCUGCCAUGCAUAAAUGUAAGGUAUAUCAUGCUUUGAGAAAAAAAUCACUUGAUUCAUAUAGAUUCACCUGAGAGAUUCUAAGUUGCCACUGAUGUUGAGGAUUAUGAUUGAAGGCAGGAAAGUUUAGAGUUUCUGGGUAGAACUUUUGCAGUUUAAAGUGGUAUAAGUAAUUUUACUCUUCAAGGAAGAAUUUUGUUUCAAAAUGUAAACUUUUUUUUUCCCCCUCUAUAGAUCAUGGAACACAAACACAUUGUUACUUUCAGUGAUAACUCCUUGGAUGAGUUGUUGUGGGUUCUAUGUUUACUUCCCCAAUGGAAUUUAUAAUACGAUAUGUUAUACACUGUACCAUAUAGGAAAACUUUUGAACUACAGGUAGUUAAGGACACCUACAAUACAUCUGAGGUCCUAUGAUCUUAUUUUUCUAAACUUAAGCACUGUUUUCCAUAGUUUUGAUGACUGGCAUUUUAUAGACACCCUGGCAGCCUUACUUUUAACACCUUUAAUGAAUAGAAUUUUUAUCUAGUUUUAAGAAUAACAUAUGGUCUAAGAGUGGCUAAGAGGCAGUCAG
Messenger RNA from Enhydra lutris kenyoni (northern sea otter), 2472 nucleotides. RefSeq names its product IKAROS family zinc finger 2. The record is from RefSeq and is a predicted model, not a curated record. Gene Ontology annotation, molecular function: DNA-binding transcription factor activity; RNA polymerase II cis-regulatory region sequence-specific DNA binding. NCBI's taxonomy places the organism in Eukaryota, Metazoa, Chordata, Mammalia, Carnivora, Mustelidae. The transcript has 8 exons. Bases 59 to 1636 code for a protein of 525 amino acids. Gene Ontology annotation, biological process: regulation of transcription by RNA polymerase II.